This is a messenger RNA of Brachypodium distachyon (stiff brome), 986 nucleotides long. RefSeq lists its product as uncharacterized. The transcript has a single exon. Gene Ontology annotation, biological process: root development; shoot system development. The coding region runs from base 59 to 853 and encodes 264 amino acids. The record is from RefSeq and is a predicted model, not a curated record. NCBI's taxonomy places the organism in Eukaryota, Viridiplantae, Streptophyta, Magnoliopsida, Poales, Poaceae.
UCUACCAAUCAUCUGAUACUGCUUAUAUGUUUCUUCUGUAUAAAUACACCUCAGCAGAAUGCUAGACACAUCAAACCAAAAGUUGCUCUUUCUUCUCAUCAUCUCUUCAACCCAAAAACAGAAAAAAGCUUCAGGAUCAGAUAUGGCUUUCCACCUAAGAUCGAUAAGUUUGCCUUCUAGGCCUCACACCACUGAAACUGAAGUCGAGCAAGAGCUCCAGAGCCUAGAGGCAAGCAUCUCUUCCUCCAUGACUAUCAGCACAAUGUGUGAUGGUCUUAGGAGUCUUGGGGACAUCUACAAUGGUGCAGAAGAGAUUAUUUGCCUGCCAAGCAACCAAGUUUGUUCCUCCCAGCAGAGGAAGAUGUUGGAUGGAGAAAUGGAACGUUCUCUCGAGCUGCUGGAUCUCUGCAACACUAUGCAAGAGAUCUUUGUCGAGAUGAAGGCCAUCAUCCAAGAGCUUCAAGUAGCUCUAAGAAAAGGAGAUACCACAUCUGCUCAAGCCAAGAUCCAGUCAUAUACUCGCUUGGCGAAGAAAGCAAAGAAACAGUUCAAGAAGACCCCAGAGAAGGCUAUUUCCCACAUAACAGAGUGCAGGAUGGUCAUGCUAUUGACCAAGGCUAGAGAGAUCUCCAUCUCUCUGCUGAAGUCCACACUCCAUCUCUUGUCGAAGCAUAUCAAAAUGCCAAAACAGUCUCUUGUUUCCAAGGCAUUUCACAAGAAGACUGUUGUUUGCAAGGAGGAGCAAUUGCAGGAGUUAGAGUGCAGUAUCGGAGAUCUUGAGAAUGGAGCAGGACAUCUCUUCAGGAAAUUAGUCCAGAGCAGAGUUUCUCUCCUAAACAUUCUUAGCUCCUAGACACUCCAUGUCUCUCUUGACCACCUACGAUUGGCAUCCAAGUUUUUUAGGAUUAGCUGAUCUUGAUAAGUCCCAUAUGUAUAUAGUACAAAUGUACAGAUAUUAUAGAAGGAAAAACAAAAGUUUUGAUCCA